UGCAGAAGAGCAACUCGCUUUUAUAGCAAGGAAAAUGGACCGGUUUACGUGGUCGAACGGGCUCUUAGAAAUCAACGAAACAUUAGUGAUUCAGCAAAGAGGUGUCAAGUUAUAUGAUGGAGAUGAGAAGGCUAAGCUGGAUGCUGGAGUAGUCUUGCUGAGCACUCAUCAGUUGAUUUGGAGGGACCUUAAGAAUCACGAAUGUUCCAUAGCCAUACCUUUAUCACAAAUCAUCUUCUUUGAGGAGCAAGGAGCAGGAAUAGGAAAAAGUGCAAAGAUAGUCAUCCACCUGCAUCCAGCACCUGCCAACAAGGAGCCAGGUCCUUACCAACAGAGCAAGUUCUCAUACAUAAAAUUGUCCUUCAAAGAACAUGGGCAGAUUGAGUUCUACAGGAGGCUGACAGAGGAGAUGACACAGAAGAGAUGGGAGAGUACUCCAGUGUCACAGCCUAUCCCCACAGGAACAGGGUCUCAGACCGGAAGGACACGUGCUGUGGGUAUCGUUGGCAUUGAAAGAAAGAUAGAGGAGAAGAGGAAAGAAAUGGACAAAAACAUCUCUGAGGCCUUCGAGGAUCUCAGUAAGCUGAUGGUGAAGGCCAAAGAGAUGGUGGAGCUGUCCAGAUCCAUUGCUAACAAGAUAAAAGACAAACAGGGGGACAUCACAGAGGAUGAGACGAUCCGGUUUAAAUCCUAUUUAUUGAGCAUGGGUAUUGCCAACCCCGUGACGAGAGAAACCCACGGCUCUGGUACACACUAUCACAUGCAGCUGGCGAGACAGCUGGGAGACAUGCUACAGGCCCCACUGGAGGAGCGAGGCGGCAUGAUGGCUCUGACUGAAGUCUACUGCCUGGUUAACCGAGCUAGAGGGAUGGAGCUGUUGUCUCCAGAGGAUCUGGUGAACGCAUGCAAGAUGUUUGAGUCACUCAAGCUGCCGUUAAGGUUGCGUGUGUUUGACAGCGGCGUGAUGGUGGUCCAGCUGCAGUCUCACAGCGAAGAGGAAAUGAUAGCCUCAGCGCUGGACAAUGUGUCAGACAAAGGCUCGCUGACGGCGGAGGAGUUUGCAAAACUGCUGGGUCUGUCAGUUCUGCUGUCUAAAGAGAGGUUGCUGCUGGCAGAGAAAAUGGGUCAUUUGUGUCGAGAUGACUCGGUCGAGGGUUUGAGGUUCUACCCCAACCUCUUUUGACCCAUUUUGCACCUACUAUGGCAGAGACAAGCAUGGCGUCCAUGUUUCUCCACUCACAGACGUAAUGUGGUGGACUGACGGACUGAGGCAGAGUUCCUACUUUCAUCUACUUGAGUGGUGCAGCAGCACGCCAGCUGUAUUUACACAAAAUAAUGUAGUUACUUAAUGUCGUUUCCAGUGGCCUGGAAACAGUUUUGAUAACUUAACUGAUUGAAAUGUGGUUGUCCUGUCUGAGCGGUGUAACCCGUGCAUUCUGCCUUGCUCUUAAAGACAUUGGGUUCUGUCUUUUACCAAGUCUCUUAUGCAGAUACCUUUCCAAAGAUUCUUCAGCAUACUUCGUGAUGACUGUGCACAUCAUCAGAGAGGUUUUUCAUAGAAAAUUUCCCAGCAUUAUGCAGGUUUUCCAUGCAAGUUUUUUUUUCUACUUCCACAGCCUGACAGAAUGUCUUUACGUAUGUGAAGUGGUAAAUGGUUUCAUGAAAAAAAUGGCUUCAUGGGAUGGCUUUCACUCCGCUCAAAUUUUGCACUUCAUCAAUAAUGUGUCCUCAUGCUUGAGGAUGGUACGGUUACCACCAGUACUCUUCUGUAUUGUGGGGGAGAGGGUCACAUGUAUGAAAAAUACAAAUUGUUCUUUUUUUGUCUCAAAGGGAAAUAAAAGAAUAUCAAAUUAGUCAA
Messenger RNA from Lampris incognitus (smalleye Pacific opah), 1858 nucleotides. RefSeq names its product vacuolar protein sorting 36 homolog (gene vps36). Gene Ontology annotation, molecular function: ubiquitin binding; phosphatidylinositol-3-phosphate binding. Gene Ontology annotation, cellular component: late endosome membrane; ESCRT II complex. Gene Ontology annotation, biological process: protein transport to vacuole involved in ubiquitin-dependent protein catabolic process via the multivesicular body sorting pathway. The record is from RefSeq and is a predicted model, not a curated record. The transcript has 14 exons. Bases 35 to 1183 code for a protein of 382 amino acids. NCBI's taxonomy places the organism in Eukaryota, Metazoa, Chordata, Actinopteri, Lampriformes, Lampridae.